AUGGCGAUUGCUUCUGAUUCAAUGACGACAAUCUGCAGUCACUGUGGGAGGGAUAUCCCAACGGUCAACCUUCAGUUGAAUCAAAAAGUUUCAAGAUGUGGUGAAAUUGUGCCAAGAAAGCUUGUUGAUGAGCACUUCAAAGAAAGCCAUGCUCCCAAAGAUUGUUCACUGUGCAGUGAAACUAUAGAGCGUGAAGCUGAUCUUUUUGAGCAUCAGGAAGUGUGUGCGAAUAGAACAGAACUUUGUCAUACUUGCAACAAGAAUGAGUCAUUGGUUGAUAGAGAAGGUGUUAGGAGGAGACAAGUAAACAACUCUGAAGCUUAUCAAAGAAGUGACGAUGGAGAUGACUCUCAAGGAGAAGCUGCUCGCAGGUGGUGGACACGUGGCACAUCCCAGAGGAGAAUAAUUUACACAAUUGCCCUUACAGGAUUUGCAAUGCUCAUCGGUUCAUUUUUCUUGUCAAGAAGAGGCUGA
Molecule: messenger RNA, 474 nt
Organism: Phalaenopsis equestris
Lineage: Eukaryota; Viridiplantae; Streptophyta; Magnoliopsida; Asparagales; Orchidaceae
Exons: 3
Coding region: 1-474 (157 amino acids)
Source: RefSeq, a predicted model, not a curated record